This is a messenger RNA of Oncorhynchus tshawytscha (Chinook salmon), 3022 nucleotides long. Its product is annotated as CD83 antigen. The transcript is spliced from 5 exons. Lineage: Eukaryota; Metazoa; Chordata; Actinopteri; Salmoniformes; Salmonidae. Bases 243 to 896 code for a protein of 217 amino acids. The record is from RefSeq and is a predicted model, not a curated record.
GCGCACCUGAGACAUCACACCCAGAAUAUGUCAUUCAAUGAGAUUACAUUCACACCUCAUACUUGACCCUGGCUGUCCCGUCUUCAUUUCGUACUGAAGCGGAUAGUUUCUCAUCCAUCUACACCCACUGUCACGAAGCACUCUACGGGAAUCCCCUUAUUUUCACUUCCAUUUUAGUUUACUAUAUAAAAUGAUUCACUUCUUUUCUGGAUCAUCAUCUUCAUUGCUGUAGUUCUACAAACAUGUUUUUUCAACUCGUCUGCAUUCUAGCUGCCUACUUGCAAGGUGGGUUUACACAGGAUAAGCCUACACAAGAGGUGAAGUCAGUUUGUGGAGAGGACUCAAUUCUGAAAUGUAAAGCAAUACGUAAGCCUGGGGUCCAGUACCGGGCGGUGAGGUGGUACAAGCUGGGUGAGAAGCCCUAUAAUAAGGAGUCUGGUCUAUUGAUGAAGAGGCUAUCACCUAACAGCACCACCCUACGGUUCGCAGGUUUGGAGCGUGUAGUGGAACUUUUGGCUGACGAUUCUUUUGAUAUCUUCCUGCCCAAUGUAACGGCUGUUGAUAGUGGGAGGUACAAGUGUCUCCUGGCAGCACCUGUAGGAGAGCAGAACCAGGAGGGGCACGUUCACCUCAGAGUGACAGGUUGCCUUGAGUCCACAUACCAAUCAGAAGAAAUGGAUACCAUUCUAGUUCUUUCCAUUGUGGUGAUAGUUGCGGCAUUGCUGUUAUUCACCAUCAGCUAUGUCAUCCUAAGGAAUAUGUUAUUGCAAAGGAGUAAGAAGUAUCCACAAGAACCACUUCUAGAUGCACCCCUUGAGAAGAAAGAUUUAAUGUUGAUUUACACUCUGGGGCCAAACUGGUCAUUACAGGGUUCCAUAAAGCAUGUCUUUGUGUGAGACCCUGUUCUGCUAGUUUGGGCUCAUUGUAUACUUGAAUGUGAAGAGGAAACACAGAGAAAGACUAAAGCCCAUUUGACGUUGAGCAAGGAGCCUAAGAGUCAUGUCUACUUUCCAGAGAGUCCAUGUCUGGAGCAGAGGGAGGCAGACAAACCUCUGGACGAUCCUGUAGAACUAAUUGUGUAGGCAUGACUGCAGCAUUCAAGAGCCUGUGAUGCGCAAGGAGCAGGGCCUGGUGAAAGGACCCCAAGAUCUAAGCCCCAAGAUCAAACCCCAACAAGGAGCUUCAGGAAAGGGAGAAUAAAUAAUUAAUGAUAAGGCGUGUGGGGUUCUGAGAAUAUGAAAUAUACUUAUUCAUGUCACUGAGGGAGAGAGGGUAAUGUGUAAUGUUUACAUUAUAUCAGGGAUCCUAUGGUUAUCUGUAGGAGGAAGGUAUAUAGUGUGUGCAAUUAAGCUUGGAAUGUGCUGAGUGCAGGGAAGCGAUCACAUAUGGCAGGCAUUGAUAAGGGGAGAGAGCCAUGGAUUAGUGAUGAAGGGGGUCGAGGUCAGGUCAGGUCACGUUAAGGGACAAAGAAAAGUUUAUGGCCAUAUUACUUAGUUUCCUGCCCAGCAGUAAAGAUACAAUGAGAUGGGUAGGAGGAGACUCAGCCUAAGAGAAAGGGUUAAAUAUCAGUGCUUGUGUGAAAAUCUUUUUGUCUAAUGCAGCUGUAUUGAUCCUCUGGGAAGAAUAAACUUGGUAAAGCUUUCAUAGUGCCAUUGAGUUUUUACUCUGAAAAUUAGAACCUAAUAGGGGUCAUUCUGCAGGGUCUUUCCAUGGCAAUGUUGGGGUUAAUUCCAUUUACAUUUCAGUCAACCCAGUCAAUUGAAGUUUCAGUAAUUGGAAGUUGAAAUUGAUUUUGAACUGGAAAAUUAUCAAUGUGUACUGCAUUGAAUUUCAUGCCUAAUUAAAAUCCUUUAUUGACAAGUAUUGAAAUGGAAUUGAUCUGAGCACUGUUCAAUGGGACUCAUCCGUGUUGGAAGGAUUUGGUGGGACAUGCUGGACUCUGCACAGAGAGAUGAAAUCAACCAAGACUGCAUUCCAUCUGAGCCAAGCAAAGCUCUCAAUUAACUCUAAUUUUCAGGAAUUAUCGAUAACUUUUAGUUAUUUUGUGAGGUCAAAACAGUAUAUACUUUUUUUAUGCAGAACCAAAAAAUAAAAAUGUCAUCCAAGCAAUACAAAAGUGGUCUUUGGUGAAUAUUGGCAAAAAGUAACUGACAGAAAAUAAACUUUGUAAAAAUCUUUAUCCGGUUUUUGAAUAUGAUCAGCAAUUCUGUGUAUACGUUGAACAUAAAGAAGACAUGUAAAUAAUUGUAAUGUACUGUAUCUGAUGUACAUGUGCUAUGUGUUCUUAGAUAAAUGUUAUUGAACUUUUUCUUAAGACGAGUCUUCACUUUUUUAGUCACCACAGUAGUGAUGUUUCUCUUAGAAAAGUUGAUUGUUACUCAGAAUAUUUCAUGUUAUUAAGAUAAAUUAUUUACCUUACCAUUUUACAGAGGCUUACAAACUAUAUACAUAACUAUUUUUCUGCAUAGUAUACUGUUUGAGGUGCUAAAUGGCUGGCAACACAUCUAUACCUAUUUCAUACAACACAUUCUGUCAUAUUUUAUACUAGGUAUAUACUGGUCCUUGACACGAGUCAUUUCCAUCACUUGUAAUGUGCACAUUUUAAAAGGGAUGAUCCCAAUUAUCCUCAAGGGCUGACACAGUGAUAGCUGAAAUAUGAUAUUUUUGGAUAGCUGUUUUAAUUGUUAAAUCCAUAAAUACCUCUUCACUAAUCUUUUGAGUGACAACAGUUCUGUGAAGUCUCUGUCAUUGUCAUCGACAAUCACAUUACCCCAAACACAUUAUAAGGUAACAACAUCACACAGCAUAAAAUGGAAGCUAGGCACAUGUGAUCUAAACAACAUUGAAAAUGAAAAUCCUUUAGAAAAAUGAAAUUUCAUGUAGCUUAAAAAAAUGUAACUAUAGAAUAAAUCAAUAUUUGUUUUUUAUUGCAUCACCAUAUCACAGGACAGAUUUAAUAUAAGGAGUGCAUGGAUUCGGGUCAUAUACAAUAACAGUGACCUUUUUUCACAUCAACUGUGUG